Messenger RNA from Pseudoliparis swirei, 3287 nucleotides. RefSeq names its product FIG4 phosphoinositide 5-phosphatase a (gene fig4a). Gene Ontology annotation, biological process: phosphatidylinositol dephosphorylation. Gene Ontology annotation, molecular function: phosphatidylinositol-3,5-bisphosphate 5-phosphatase activity. The coding region runs from base 204 to 2933 and encodes 909 amino acids. The record is from RefSeq and is a predicted model, not a curated record. Gene Ontology annotation, cellular component: intracellular membrane-bounded organelle. Lineage: Eukaryota; Metazoa; Chordata; Actinopteri; Perciformes; Liparidae. The transcript has 24 exons.
UUUUCACUUGUAUGCUAGCCGUAUUCACUUUAGCAGGUUAACUACUCAAUUAAUGACACAAACACGUUAAGGAGUUACUUAGGCUACACGUGGAGAUGCGUAUUAUUAUUAGAAUUGUGGCUAACGCAGCUAACAUUAGCUGACUAAAUUAAUGGUUGUCUUCUCUACUGGGUUGUGAGUGUUUGGCUAAUCCAGAGAUAAAAAUGCCGCAGUCAGCAGCUACCAUCAGUGGGGUCCAGAGCAUGGUUCUGUAUGAAACCAGAGCCAGGUAUUUUUUGGUGGGGACCAAUCAGGCACAGACCAAACACAGAGUCCUGAAGAUUGACCGCACAGAACCUAAGGACCUGGCCAUUAUCGAUGAUAAGCAUGUGUACAGCCAGCAAGAGAUCCGGGAGUUGCUGGGCCGCCUGGACCUGGGAAACCGCACCAAGAUUGGCCAGAAGGGUUCCUCGGGCCUGUCCAGGGCUGUCUCAGCCUUUGGAAUUGUGGGGUUUGUACGUUUCCUCGAAGGGUACUACAUUGUGUUGAUUACCAAGCGUAGAAAGAUGGCUGACAUCGGUGGCCACUCCAUCUACAAAAUUGAAGACACCAGCAUGAUCUACAUCCCCAAUGACUCGGUCAGGGUUGCACACACGGAUGAAGCGAGGUAUGUGCGGAUCUUUCAGAAUGUGGACUUAUCCAGCAACUUUUACUUCAGCUACAGCUAUGACCUGAGCCAUUCGCUGCAGUACAACCUGACUUUGCUGCAGAGGCCGUAUGAACUGUGGUCAUCACCAACUUCCUCCACUGAAGAAGAGGUACAAAAACAGAGCAAGCAUGACAGCUUUGACAUCUUUGAAGAUGAAGGUCUGCCUACACAAGUGGUGUACGGCCUCCAGAAUGAGCCGUACUACAAGUACGUGUGGAAUUGGAAGCUGCUGGAACGAGUCAAGGACAUCGUGCAUUAUGACUGGCUCAUGUAUAUAAUCCACGGCUUUUGCGGCCAGUCCAAGCUUCUGAUCUAUGGCCGGCCGGUUCACAUCACCCUUAUUGCCCGGCGCUCCAGCAAAUUUGCCGGGACUCGCUUCCUCAAAAGAGGAGCCAACUGCGAGGGGGAUGUGGCUAACGAGGUUGAGACGGAGCAGAUCAUCAAUGAUGCCUCAGUGAUGUCUUUCACAGCAGGAAGUUACUCCUCAUACGUCCAGGUGCGCGGUUCAGUCCCGCUCUACUGGUCCCAGGACAUCUCCACCAUGAUGCCAAAACCCCCAAUACGAUUGGAUCAAGCUGACCCAUAUGCUCACGUGGCUGCGCUCCAUUUCGACCAGAUGCUGCAGCGUUUUGGCUCUCCGAUCAUCAUCCUCAACCUGGUCAAGAAACGAGAGAAGAGGAAACAUGAGAGGAUUCUGAGUGAAGAGCUCUACCCAGCCGUGAUCAACCUAAAUCAGUUCCUUCCACCAGAAAACGGCAUCGACUACAUUGCCUGGGACAUGGCCCGCUACACCAAGAGUAAAUUGUGCAACGUUCUGGACCGUCUGAGCAUGAUAGCAGAGAACGUGGUGAAGCGCACAGGUUUCUUCAGUAAUCGCUCCGACUUCUACUGUCAUACCAUCAGACCAGAUGACAGGUGGGGAGAUUUGGGAGGACACAUCACAGCCACCGGACGGGUGCAGACUGGUGUGUUGCGGACCAACUGCGUGGACUGUCUGGAUCGGACCAACACGGCCCAGUUCAUGGUGGGGAAAUGUGCCCUGGCCUAUCAGCUUUAUGCACUGGGAAUGAUUGACAAGCCCAAACUCCAGUUUGAUACUGACUGUGUGAGGUUGUUUGAGGAGCUGUAUGAGGACCAUGGAGACACGUUGUCGCUGCAGUACGGCGGCUCCCAGCUGGUCCACAGGGUCAAGACCUACCGCAAGAUCGCUCCCUGGACACAACACUCGAAAGACAUCAUGCAGACACUGUCGCGCUACUACAGCAACGCUUUCUCAGAUGCUGACAGACAGGAUGCCAUCAACUUGUUUCUCCAAGUCUACCAGCCAUCAGAGUGUAAGCCACACCUGUGGGAGCUGCCCACGGACUUCUACCUGCAUCAGAGGAACAGCAUGGCUCUCCCCCAAGACAGACGCAGUUACACACUGUGGUGGUCAGCAGGGAUCUUGUCCUACCUUCCUGUGGCCUAUGAUGAAGUCUCCUGUGAGGCCAACAUGAAGAAGGUCAAAGUGAAGAGAGCGAACCGCUUUGAGGAGAGUAUUGACAUCUACACAGAAUUCUUCAAACCGUAUGAGCUUACCUCCUUCGAUGACACCUUCGGCAUCGCCAUGACCAACUCUACACGGGAAUUCAUGCCCAAGACUGUUGGAGUGGAUCCAAGCCCAUUCACCGUUCGCAAGCCAGAGGAAACAGGAAAGUCCGUGCUGGGCAACAAGAGCAGUAAGGAGGAGACGCUGCUCCAGAGGAAAACUGCAGCGAGCGCCCCUCCUCCCCCGAGUGAAGAGGCCAUCAGCAGCACAUCGGAGGACGACUCGGAGGAGGACCGCGACGAUGACGGCUCCGUGUCCCAACGCUCAACGCCGAUCAAACUACUAACUGAGUCUGGCGAGAGCGCUCGGCCACAGGAGGAGAGCCAGCAGCAGUCAGUUAAGGAGCCCUAUGGACUCAAUCUGGCUAAGUUUCCGGCUGAGAAGGACCUGCUCAUUUAUGAAAGGUUUGCACACCUGGGCGAGAGCCAGCACAGAGUGGAAAGAACGGAACAUAUAAACCUGGCAAACAUCAUCUGCUUAGAGCCGGUGUCCUGCUUCCCGGAGGACAGCAUCUACGGCCUUUCUCCCCCGCAGGUUGACCGAGACAGCCGCGAGGAGUUUGAGAGCCACGUGUUGACGGGUCAGGGCCAGGUGAGGGUGCUGUGCAGGGAGGACAUGCUGAUGUACAGGGAGUACGUCAAGAACCGAUGCAUGUGAGACACGGACUGGAUCCCCGUUACCGAGAUGCAGAUCCAAUCCGACGCAAGCUUCCGAUUUGACGUGACUUUUGAUUGUAGCUGCAGGACCGAGCCAGAGGAGGUUUUCUCGCAUUUACGUUUCGCUUCACCCACGUAACACCCAUGUGUCCUGUAUUUGGAACAGGUUGAUUUAUUUUUAAUUUUUAAUCAAAGUCAUUUCUGCGUUUCAAUAGCUUCAAAUCUUAUCCAGUUAUUUGAGUUUGUUCAUCCAUCCACACAUGCCUUAAAAGGCGACCUAUAUGGUGCUUUUUCUUUUAUUUAUUUCAAUUGAAUUUUAGUUGCUAACUGUUUUAAUAAAGUAUAUUUAAAUAAA